Pararge aegeria (speckled wood butterfly) is the source of this 1018-nucleotide messenger RNA. RefSeq names its product E3 ubiquitin-protein ligase siah-1-like. Gene Ontology annotation, cellular component: cytoplasm. Gene Ontology annotation, molecular function: ubiquitin protein ligase activity; zinc ion binding; ubiquitin conjugating enzyme binding. The record is from RefSeq and is a predicted model, not a curated record. Gene Ontology annotation, biological process: proteasome-mediated ubiquitin-dependent protein catabolic process; multicellular organism development. Lineage: Eukaryota; Metazoa; Arthropoda; Insecta; Lepidoptera; Nymphalidae.
UGACCGUUAUAGAUAUUACAAUAGUACUUUGUGAUCUAAUUCUUGAAUCUGCUAUUUUCUUUACUCUUAAUCAGGUAGCCAAGUGUAGUUAGUGCAAGCAGUGCAGUGUGUAAGCAGUGCAAGUAAUUUUAUUACUUAUAUUUUGCGUUGUAUUUUUACCAGCGUUAGGACUGGAGUUGUGAUUGAAGAACAGCAUCAUGGCCAAAGCUAAAUUUAACAAAAAGGUGGGCGUGGUGGGUAUGGAGUUACCGGAGUGCCCUGUGUGUAUGGAGCAAAUGUCGACACCAAUAUACCAAUGUCUGACUGGCCACAGCCUGUGUAACACCUGUACUGUGAAUCUGAUCCCUCCGUUUUGCCCUAUGUGUCGUCAGGCUAUGACGCAGACUAGGAAUUGGCAGCUUGAAGAUAUGAUAGAAAGGGCUACUGUACCCUGCCCUAACAAGUCUGCCGGUUGUGUGUAUACUAUGGUCAACAUGGAGGUGGAAGAUCACCUUAAGGAAUGCAUCUUCCGGCAAAUGGCUUGUCCUCUUGGUUCUGUAUUUGGGAAAUGCUCUUGGUCAGGAAAAUUAAAUGGAAUGCUGGAUCACUUCAAGGAACGUCAUCCGAAAAAUUUAAAUACUGAUGAUGAGAUUACCAUUAAUAAUACUACCAUUACAAAUGACGACCGCCACAUGUAUCUGGUGGACCAAAACAAAUUCUUAUUCAUCAUAUCAUUCAAGAUUGACACAAUGCAGAAAAUGGCAUACUGGGCAGUGCAGCACAUUGGAAGCAAGAAUCUGCACAACAACAUGUUUACGAGGUACAUGUUACAAGCAAUCAAGACCAAAGACGUAAAGUUAUUUACACAGAACAUUGCUUCAACGAUGCUAUAGAAGCCAAUGAAAUAUUUCGAAUGGCUAAAUGUGCCAUUAUGCCUCUUAAUAUGAUGGACCACUUCCUGAAAGAUAAAAGGUUAACAUUUAGCUGCACAAUUAAGAGAAAUCAGCCUGGUUUCAAAAAAGGGACUGGUUCUGCUCCU